Molecule: messenger RNA, 666 nt
Organism: Arctia plantaginis
Lineage: Eukaryota; Metazoa; Arthropoda; Insecta; Lepidoptera; Erebidae
Source: the annotation of a GenBank genome assembly
AUGUCACAGUUUUUAUGGAGUCUAGGGAAAUUAGUGAAUGACCCCACAACAGCACUAUUUCAAGAAGUAAGAUUUCGUGUUUUUGGAAGCAAUGUUGAUUUAAGCGCUACUGAAGAUGAACCAAUAUGUUCUAAAAACACAGCCAACCCUAAGCCACACUAUAAAAUACCUCCUACAUCAAAGGUGAUUCUAAAAUCAUCAAAAGCUUGUGACACUAGAGAUAUUUCUGAGUUAAUAGAAGUAAAAUCUAAAUCUGUUCAAGUGAAUUUUGAACGUCGUAAACAUCGUCAAGUGUCGAUACAAUGCCAAAAUUUACACCAUAAGACUUGUAAGUCGACAAGCACAAGUUUACAUAUCCAUUCUUUAGAUCGCAGCACCGGUGAGUCCCAAAUUGUAGAAAAAAAAGAUACAGAGACUCAUCCACAAGAAAUGAAGCUCUGCCAAAGUCAUUAUGAAACAUUAUUACAAUUACAAGACUGGGAAGCCCUAAAACAAAAGCUAAAUAGUAAAAAGAGCAGUAAAUUCUGCCAGUUGAAAGCAGCACUCGCCAACUUAGCUAGUUUAUUGAAAAUUGAAAAGAUAGAGAGUUUAUCACCACACAUACAUCCAAAUGAACAAAUAAUGACCUUAUACAAACGUGAAACUUGGCACUUGGUGAAGAAAUAA